This is a messenger RNA of Aspergillus calidoustus, 1524 nucleotides long. The record is from the annotation of a GenBank genome assembly. NCBI's taxonomy places the organism in Eukaryota, Fungi, Ascomycota, Eurotiomycetes, Eurotiales, Aspergillaceae.
AUGGCAGACGUUGAAAGACGUGCGAGCGACAAGGGCGUCGCCCCUGCUGCUAGUAAAAUCGAAUUCGAACUCGCUGGUCAGGACAAUGCUGUUGGAUACAGGGAGUAUGUCGAGGCGCUUGACCUUGACGUCUCCGAUCGCGAGUAUACGCGAGUGCGAUGGAAGCUGGACCUCACCAUCUUACCCAUGUUCCUCAUCACGCAAGCUCUACAAUUCAUGGACAAGACCUCGCUGAACUAUGCGAAUCUGUUCGGGUACCAGGAAGCUCUGGGGCUUCAGGGGCGCGACUUUAAUUACCUCUCGGCGAUGGUGUAUGCCGGGUAUUUCUUCGGACAGUAUCCCUGCGGGUGGCUCAUCGGGCGCUUCCCUGCGCAGCGCGUCAUUGCAAUUAGCAUUCUGUUGUGGGGGGUCAUGGUGCUUCUUAUGACGCAGAGUCGGAGUUACUCGAGUGCAUUGGCUGUGCGAUUCUUUAUGGGGAUAUUCGAAGCUGCCGUCACGCCAGGGUUGACACUGAUGACGGGGUUCUGGUAUACCCGACGCGAGAUUCCUCUCCGCCAGUGUAUUUGGUACUCUUCACUCGGUUGGGGCGGUAUUAUUGGAUCGUACAUCUCCAUGGGUGUCUCGAAGCUGCCCGAGGAUAUGACGCCUGAGCGGUGGGAGCUGAUCUUCUACAUUCUCGGCGGCGCCACCUGCCUAUGGGCUUUUGUCAUCUGGUUCGCCCUUCCCGACGCACCAUCAAACGCCCGGUUCUUGACGCACCGCGAGCGGCUCAUCGCCGUCAAACGUGUCGCCGGGAACGAAACUGGGAUCAAGAACAAGUCGUUCAGCAAAGACCAGGUUCGCGUCGGGUUUAUGGAUCCCAAGACGAUAUUACUGUUUAUCAGUGUGUUUGCCGCGGCCAUCCCAAACGGCGUCGUCAAUUCCUUUUCAACAAUCAUCAUCCGCGAUAUGGGCUUCACGACCACCAAAACCACCCAGCUCAAGUCCGUCGGCGACGCGGUGCAGAUCGUUGCACUUAUAAUCGGUGGAACGAUCAUUCUCAACGUUCCCAACUCCCGCCUCCUCACUGCAACAGCCGCAAACCUCCUCUGCACCAUCGCCGCAGCCUGCAUGGCCUACCUCCCCAGCUCCAACACCUGGGGCCGCCUCGUAUCCUUCUGGCUAGUGAACUCGCAGUCUGUCGGGUUCACCGUCUCCCUCACGACCAUCUCGUCGAACAUGGCCGGGUAUACGCAUCGGUCGCUGGCUAGUGCUAUGGUCUUCACCGCAUACUGCUGGGGCAACUUUGCCGGCCCAUUCGUGGUAAACCAGUCCGAGGCGCCACACUUUACCGGUGCAACGAUCGGGCUGCUUGUUGGAUAUGCGAUUAAGCUUGGGUGUCACCUUCUCCUUCUCGCAUACAUGUUCAGCAUAAACCGCUCGCGGGAUAAGCUGUACGGUCCCGCGAAUAAAGAGGCGAGCGACGAGGCCGGGAUGAGGGAUCUUACCGAGUUUGAGAAUCGGGACUUUAGAUACGUUCUGUAG